This is a messenger RNA of Thyridium curvatum, 357 nucleotides long. RefSeq lists its product as uncharacterized. The coding region runs from base 1 to 357 and encodes 118 amino acids. Lineage: Eukaryota; Fungi; Ascomycota; Sordariomycetes; Thyridiales; Thyridiaceae. The record is from RefSeq and is a predicted model, not a curated record. The transcript is spliced from 2 exons.
AUGAAGAUCUCAGCCACCGCCAUCAUCUUCGCAUUCGCCGCGCUGGCCAGCGCCUCCACCGUCGACGUCGAGGGCGUCUCCGGCCUCCGCCGCGACAGCCUCGCCCUCGACACCCGCCAGAACCGGAACGGCGGCGCCAACAACGGCCGCCCCGUUCCCACCGGCGCCUGCUGCGUCGAGGCGACCAGCCUGAAGCAGGACGUCUGCAACGUCAACGGCCAGCAGGGCCGCUGCGUGCCGGCUGGCGUCAACAACUGCGGCACACGGCUUACCUGCAUCGAGCAGAACAGGCUGACCUGCAACCCCAACCAGCUGGAGCGAGGCCGGCCCCUGUGCAGACUUCGCCAGGGUGCGUAA